Messenger RNA from Acytostelium subglobosum LB1, 2964 nucleotides. RefSeq lists its product as hypothetical. Lineage: Eukaryota; Evosea; Eumycetozoa; Acytosteliales; Acytosteliaceae. The record is from RefSeq and is a predicted model, not a curated record. Gene Ontology annotation, molecular function: ATP-dependent DNA damage sensor activity; ATP binding; ATP hydrolysis activity. The transcript is spliced from 2 exons. Gene Ontology annotation, biological process: mismatch repair. Bases 1 to 2964 code for a protein of 987 amino acids. Gene Ontology annotation, cellular component: MutLalpha complex.
AUGGAUCAUAACAACAACAACAAUAACAAUAGCAAUAACAAUAAUAAUAAUGAUGGAGUUACAAGUAGUGGAGCAAGUGAUGAUUCAUCAUCAUCUAUAGUACCAUCACAACAGACACCACCACCAUCAUCACUAUUGCAUCAUGUUAAGGAUCAGACUCCACCGCCACCAGAGGCUCCAAAGAUUAAUAUGAUCGAUAAGGAAUCAGUUCAUUUGAUAUGCAGUGGACAGGUGAUCCUCGACUUGUCCGUCGCCGUCAAGGAGCUGGUCGAGAACAGCUUGGACGCUGGCGCCACCAAGGUCGAGGUGCGUCUCAAAGAGUACGGCGAGGAGGCCAUCGAAGUCAUUGACAAUGGAUCGGGCGUCGAGCCUCACAACUUUGUCGGCCUCACACUCAAACAUUACACGUCCAAGCUCAACAGCUUUGAGGACUUGCUGAACGUGCGAUCGUUUGGCUUUCGUGGCGAAGCGCUCAGCUCCCUGUGCGGGCUGGCCGAGGUCACAAUCACAACGCGCGCCACAACUCAACCGAUGGGCACCCGGCUCGUCUAUGAUCAGUCGGGCACCAUCCUCACGCAGACCAAUGUGGCGCGCGAGGUCGGCACCACCGUAUCGCUCACCAACCUCUUCCGCAGGAUACCCGUGCGCUAUCAAGAGUUCAAACGCAACAUCAAACGAGAGUAUGCCAAGCUGCAGACAGUGUUGCAGCAAUACGCCAUUGUCGCGGUGGGUGUGCGUAUGGCGAUCUACAAUCAACCGGCGCGCAGUACUCGCGUGCCCGUGCUCACGACUUCUGGCUCGGAGGAGAUGCGCAACAAUGUUACGGCGGUCUUUGGCGCAAAGAUAUCGGCGGCACUCGACGACUUUAUCGCGUCGGACCAGCUGUUCACUGUCACUGGACUGAUAUCAAAGAUUGGCGCUGGCAGUGGCACUGGCGCAACAUUCGCGGGCAACGGCAACCUCGGGUCUGCCACGAGGAACACCAACGACAGACAGUUUGUCUAUCUCAACAAGCGACCAAUCGAACUACAAUCGCUGACCAAGGUAGUCAACGGCCUUUAUCACACGUAUCAGAAGAAGGGCGCUUACCCAGUGCUGUUCAUCAACAUCACGACUGAGCCCGACACGUACGAUGUCAAUGUCACACCAGACAAGCGCAAGGUGUUCAUACAUCAGGAGGCGCAACUGCUCAACCUGGUACGCGAUAGACUCAAGGCAAUGUGGGACACUGCUCAAUCAAUCUUUGACAUCUCCUCAAGCAAUAUGAAUGAGUUGCAAACAUUCCGUGUGGCCAACAAGUCUCCAAACAAGCCCAACAGCAACAGUACACAGGCAGUGACGAGUACAUUAUCAUCAUUGAGACAAUCAACAAUCAAUGUUACGUCAACAACAGGCAAGGAUGGUGAUGGUGAUGGUGACGGAGAUGGUGAUAUAGACAACAACCCACUCAAGAAGAUAAAGUUGUCAAAUGGCGUGGCAGCGGCAGCAAUGGCGACAGGAAAUGACGAUGAUGGAGGAGGAGGUGGAGGAGGCGGAGACUUUGACCCAGACAUAGGUGGUGGACCACCAUUGGAUAAAGAUGACCUUGAUGAUAAACCUUAUGUACAGCCACAGCUAGUGGACCCACUCCCUCAAUCAAAGAAGCGCAACAAUAACAACAACAAUAUAACAGACGGCCAGGACAACGACGACGACAGCGAUUUAAUUAUCAAUAGUCAUAGCAAACGAGUGCAGCCAUCAUCUACAUCAAAUAACAAACCACGGCCAACACCAUCAAUCGAUUCUUUUAUCAAUCCACUGUUCAGUUCGAACAAACUUCGCUCCCCAUCAACAUCAACAACAUCAACAUCAGCGCAACAACAUCAACCUAAAGCAGUACUGUCAUUUGUUAGAGACUCAAAGGACAAUCCAAUCAUUCAACAAUUGCAACAGACUAAUAUUGGCGCACCUGACAAAGGUGGCUACAAACAAAAGGAUGUCAAGACCAAUGAUAUUACACUCUCACUCAAGAUGGAUACGAUCGUCGAUGGCUUCAAGAAACGCAAUGGAGUCUAUGACGACGAGCACACGCUGCACAACAACUACUGUGGCGCAAAGCUCAUCUCAUUUGACAAUGGUAGCAGUAACUCACAGGACGACUGCUGUCUCAAGAAUCACAUAUUCACAUCGACCGUUGGUGUUGUUGGCGCGCCAAAGACUGGCGACACUACUGGCGGCAGCACUGGCAGUACUGGCAGCAACACGGCCGAGUCAGAGUUGACGCGGUACUUUAAGAAGGAGUACUUUAAGAAAAUGCAUGUGAUUGGACAGUUCAACUUGGGAUUCAUCAUUGCCAGACUUGGUGGCGACCUAUUCAUCAUUGAUCAACAUGCUGCCGAUGAGAAGUACAACUAUGAGACAUUGCAAAAGAAUGAAGUGAUAAACUCACAGCCAACAAUCAAACCUACAUCACUUGGACUCACUGCUGAGGAUGAGAUGAUCGUCCUGGAGCACCUCCAAAUCUUCAAGAAGAAUGGCUUUGAAUUCCAAAUUGACAACGACGCACCGCCCAAGUACAAAGUCAAGCUGGCAGCAUUCCCCUUUAGCAAGAACACUGUAUUCAAUGCCAAUGAUGUCUACGAACUUGUAUCAUUGAUCAAGGACACAGUGAUUGGAGUGGAGACGAUAAGAUUACCUAGGAUUAGUUCAAUGUUUGCUUCAAGGGCUUGUAGGAAAUCGAUUAUGGUUGGAACUGCACUGUCACAUUCAGAGAUGAAGAAGGUAUUGGACAAUCUGUCUCUGUUGGAAAAUCCUUGGUGUUGUCCACAUGGUCGACCAACGAUGCGACAUCUCGUGGACCUCAGUGCACUCUCAACCCUAAUCAACAAGCGAAACGAACCACUCACUAGACAAGUAAGCGAUACCAAUGGUGCCCAUCAAACAGUUGUCCAGAAGCAAAAGCAACAACAACAGCAACAGCAAUAG